UUUUUAGUCUAAUAUCACUUUACAUCAACAUCAUUGAUUAUUUCCCUUUGCUUGUGGAGUUCCAAAACUUAAGAAAAUGAAACUCAUUAGCAUUUCCUUUUUGUCCAAGCUUUUGAUACUUCAAUAUCUAUUCUUUCAAUGCCUUUCUUCUUCUAAGGAACAAUUUGAUUUCUUCUACUUUGUUCAACAGUGGCCAGGAGCAUACUGUGACACAAAGCAGAGUUGCUGUUAUCCGAAAACCGGAAAACCUUCAGCAGAUUUCAGCAUUCAUGGACUUUGGCCUAAUUACAAUGAUGGAUCAUGGCCCUCAAACUGUAAUCUUGACAGUGUCUUUGAUAAAUCUCAGAUCUCAGACCUCAUUUCGAACAUGGAAAAGAAUUGGCCAUCUCUGAGCUGUCCAAGUAGCAAUGGUUUUAGAUUCUGGUCACAUGAAUGGGAGAAACAUGGUACAUGUGCAGAAUCUGAGCUUGAUCAACAUGAUUACUUUCAAACAGCUCUCAAUUUGAAGGAAAAAGCAAACCUCCUUCAAAUCCUCAAGAAUGCAGGGAUUGAACCAGAUGAUGAAUUUUACAGCAUAGAGAAUUUUUCAGAGGCUAUAAAAGAAGGAACAGGAUUUACACCAGGAAUAGAGUGUAAUAAAGAUUCAGCACGUAACAGCCAGCUUUAUCAAGUUUACAUAUGUGUUGACACUUCUGGCUCAAAUUUCAUUGAGUGUCCUGUGCUUCCAAGGAGUAGAUGUGAUGACCAAAUACAAUUCCCCAAGUUUUAAUUAAGAGAAUUUAUUUUGUUGUUAAGCAUAACAUGCUUUAACUUUGUAUUUUGAUUUUCUAGUCACCAUUCACCAUUGUACUUCUAAAUUACUAUCAUAUCAGGGAUAGAGAAUGUAUUUCAAUAAAGUCUUGUGAAAAUGAGAAAAUUAUUUCUCUGUUUUAUUUUUCAAA
Molecule: messenger RNA, 941 nt
Organism: Cicer arietinum (chickpea)
Lineage: Eukaryota; Viridiplantae; Streptophyta; Magnoliopsida; Fabales; Fabaceae
Product: ribonuclease 3-like
Biological process (GO): RNA catabolic process
Cellular component (GO): extracellular region
Molecular function (GO): ribonuclease T2 activity; RNA binding
Source: RefSeq, a predicted model, not a curated record